CUACAACGCAUGAUUGAGAAGAGAAAACGGCAUGUCGUGUUCGAACGAUAACGAGGAUACUGGUGCAAAGGCGGUAUAUGUUGCGCACCCGCUGCGCCUCGACAGCAGCAAGAACAUCCGGCUCGUCAGCGUGCUGCCACGGAUUGCAGGAAACCCACUCAAACCCGACCUUUCGACAGCUGUUGAUUUACCACGUUUUAUGGUCAACGUUCACACUGUACCUCUCGAGAGCGCUCCACCAUACAUCGCAUUGUCCUAUGUAUGGGGCCCGCCUGAGCCGUCUCAAGUCAUUACUUUAGCAGGGCAGCGUUUCCGCAUACGCGAAAAUCUUUGGGCCUUCCUGGAACGGGCAAGCCUAUAUCAUAGCCUUGGCUUCCUCUGGAUCGAUGCUCUGUGUAUUGACCAAUCGUCGAUUCCGGAGCGGAACCACCAGGUUGCCAUGAUGGGCGACAUCUACCGUCGGGCGAAGAAGGUCAUCUCGUGGCUUGGCACAGGGCCGCCGGAGCUUGUGGAAGCGGUUAAGAAACUAGGGAAUGGAGACGGUACAAAGUCCACCUUUGAUCAUGUUGUGGUUUUGAGUGAUGCGGAAUAUUGGCGCAGAGCUUGGAUCGCACAGGAAGUGGCACUGGCCCAAGAAUUGGAUAUCUGGUGUGGAUACGAAAGCAUGUCUUCAUCAUUGCUGAGAAAACGGGUAUACAAAUACCUCGGUAAUCCUCUUGUUACCUGGAUGAUCUUGCUGUCGGGACCAAUGCAAGACAGACCAAUGAAAGACAUCGACGGGCUGUUGUUCCACCUUUACCCAACCCCUGCGCAUUGUGCGGACGUUAGAGAUCGGAUCUACUCUCUUCUCUCACUUGUGGAUCCGGGGCUUCUAGAGAAGCAUCCGAUAACAGUGGAUUAUACCAAAUCUCCGUAUCGGCUGUUCCUAGAAUUAACAGAUAGAAUGAGGCGGCAAUUUGCUACGCAACUUCACUCGUUGCGUAAGAUGGCAGACUUUGCCGAGCAUCUGCAAGAGACACUAGGCUUGCAGAGCGACCCACGUGUCACGAACUGGGUCUCAAAAGGACGACGGGGGCUCUCCAUUGGCGAGGAUCUGGAUGUGAAGCCUCGUUGGCCCCCGGCCCAGCUCUAUCUCUACCACUCAGCCCUCGCGCUCAAGAGAAAGGUAGCACUACGUGCCGAGAUCGGCUCCAGCAAAUACCGACGAACCUGGGAUACUGUGCAUAGCGCCUCUCGCUAG
Messenger RNA from Boeremia exigua, 1240 nucleotides. Its product is annotated as heterokaryon incompatibility protein-domain-containing protein. The record is from RefSeq and is a predicted model, not a curated record. The transcript has a single exon. NCBI's taxonomy places the organism in Eukaryota, Fungi, Ascomycota, Dothideomycetes, Pleosporales, Didymellaceae. The coding region runs from base 32 to 1240 and encodes 402 amino acids.